Molecule: messenger RNA, 765 nt
Organism: Penicillium arizonense
Lineage: Eukaryota; Fungi; Ascomycota; Eurotiomycetes; Eurotiales; Aspergillaceae
Exons: 5
Coding region: 1-765 (254 amino acids)
Source: RefSeq, a predicted model, not a curated record
AUGAAGUUCUCUUCUGUUAUUCUAGCUCUCUUUGCUCUGGCUACUACUGGCAUUGCCCAGAAGACCUGCACCCCCAGCUUCGAUUAUUGCUCUGAUGUGUUGAUUAAGGACAAGGGCUUCACCGAGGCCGAUCUCAGAGAUGUUCUCAAGGGAACCGAUCUGGAAAAUGAGGAUCUGGAGAAUGUUUUGUUCCAUUGCAAAAACCCCGGUGAUGUCGGUCACCCCAAGCUGUGCAAGAGUGGAUGCAAAGACCCCGCGACUGAGGGUAGCCACUCAUGCGACGCAUUUUGGCAAAUUGAUAUUGUCGUGAACACCGUGGGCAAGGUGCUGAAGGAGCCCAUCACUGAAAUUUCAGAAGAGGAGUAUGACUCCAUGUUCGCAAUCAACUCCAAGGCGGCAUUCUUCAUUCUCAAAGCUGCUGCUGUCCACAUUGCCGAUGAUGGUAAGAUAAUUACCAUCGUGACCGCAUUGCUGGGUGCCUAUGCUGGAUCCAAGGCACCAGUGGAACACUUCACUCGCGGUGUCUGCAAAGCAUUGAUGGAGAGACACGUGAGCGUCAACAACCUGGCUCCGGGUCCCAUGGACACCCCAUUCUUUUAUCCCCAAGAAGCCCCCGAGGCUGUCGAGUUCCACAAGGCCAAUGCCAUGGGCAACCGGUUGACGAUGGUGCAGGACAUUGCUCCUCUGGUCCGGUUCUUGUGCACGGAGGGUGCCUGGAUCACUGUACAAACCAUCUUUGCCAACGACGGCUACACGACUCGGUAA